GUAGAACUGCAUGAAUAUUUUCCUCUAUGAGAGGUAGAAAUCCAGAGACCUGUUGAGAAAGGCAGAGAAGAGCAGAACACUGAUCUAUCUUUGAUUCUACAAGCUGCAGGACAUUUUUUUUUUAAAGUCUGGAGCUAGAGUGGAGCAAAGAGGAGAUACCCUGCCCUGCAGCUCUUUAACAGCUUGUCAUCCAGUUUCCUGCCAUGGAUUGAACUCUUCAGGAAUUAUUCUGAGGGCCCAACAAGGACACACAGAGCAGAGACGGGAGGCAGAUGAAGGAGGGGGAAAAAAAGCAGUAAACCUUGGCCGUGGUGAGGAAAAACCAGUUGAGUCUGAGAGCGGAGGCGAAAAGGCAACGACGAAAGGUGGAGCAGAGGAGGACUGGGAGAGACGUGUUCCUACCAGCAGAGCGAGAGGGGAAAAGAAGAAGAAGAAGAGAGGAGUGAUAAAAGUAGGGAAAGGGGGGAGAAGAGUCGUCUGGAUAUGGGGCUUUGUGCUGUUCUCCUCAUCUGUCUCUCCCAGGCUGAGCUGGGGAAAGUCUGGGCUCAAGAGCAUAAAGAUGCACAAAGUGGGGCAGCUCUGCGGACGGAUGGGGAACUGUCCAGUUUACACCGAACCAGGAGAGACCAGCAGACCCAACACAGACACAGAGAAGCCCGGAACCCACAGACUGAAAGGGGAGGAAACGGAGGAGUGGACAUCGGCAUCCUGCCUGAAAACAUUACCCGUAUUAUAGAGGACUCCCAGAAGUACUACCGGUGGCAGAGCUUCGGGCCGACAGACCGACAGAUCGACAGCCUGUGGAUAGAUCUGAACAGCCUGCACAAAAGUCAAGUCAGAAUCCACGGCAUCCUGUCCAACACACACCGGCAGGCGGCGAGGGUGGCGCUGUCCUUUGACUUCCCUUUUUAUGGGCACAACCUGAGACAGAUCAUCGUGGCGACGGGAGGGUUCAUUUUCAUGGGGGAGGUCACUCACCGAAUGCUGACCGCCACGCAGUACAUCGCCCCCCUCAUGGCCAACUUUGAUCCCAGCUUCUCCACGAACUCUACUGUGAGGUAUUCGGACAACGGUAACCUGUUUGUGGUGCAGUGGGACAAGGUGCGGCUAAAGGAUCGAGAGGGCGAGGGGGCGUUCACCUUCCAGGCCGCCCUCCACAGCAACGGCAGCAUCGUCUUCAACUACAGAGACGUCCCGGUUCCGGUGGAGAAAAUCAACUCCACUGAGCAUCCAGUGAAAGUGGGGCUGUCUGAUGCCUUCAUGGCCUUCCUGCCCGCUUCACAGCUCUCAGACUCGAGACAGCGGACCAUCUACGAGUACCAUCGCGUUGAGAUCGAUACCACAAAGAUCGUGAGUGGGUCUGCCUUUGAGUUUACGCCUCUGCCCACUUGUCUCCAGCACACCUCCUGUGACGUCUGCCUGACCUCCAACUUGACCACCAACUGCGGCUGGUGCAACACCAUCCAGCGUUGCUCCGACGGCAUCGAUCGGCACAGGCAGGAGUGGCUGGACUACAACUGCCCCGAGGAGGCGAAAGGCACGUGUGAGGACUACAGCCCGGUGCUGCCCGAGGUUUCUAUGAGCUCCUUCAACCACUCAGCACCGGGACCAACUCCUUUAGCAGAGACGGACGACCAACCCGUCACCAGGGACGCGCAGGUGGAUCUUCCGAACCAUAAGGGGAUCACGGAGAACACGGCCAUCAUAGCCGGCGUGGUGGCGGCGCUGGUUCUGCUGGUAGCUUUGACCUUACUGGCCGUUUACUACAUCAACACACACCCCACGGUCGCUCCACCAUUCUACCUCAUGCAGGUCGAGAAAAUAAGAAAAACCCACAUCAAGCUGUUACGCACAAACAACUACUGGCCCUCCAUGAAGUUCCGCAACCAGGGCUGCCACUCCAGCUACGCUGAGGUGGAGCUCGGGGGUCACGAGAAGGAAGGCUUCAUCGAAGCCGAGCAGUGCUGCUGAGGGUCUCAGGCCGAGAAGAAGAAAGCGCACCACCUUGAGGAAUGCAAUGGUCCCAGAAGAAGACACACACGGAUGUGAACGCCGCCCACUGACACAAGACGUCCUUUUUCCAACCUCAGUGGCCGGACAGUUUUUUACUGUAACCGCUCCUGUAGCUCUUCCCAGCUUUUUCUCUGUGUCCUUUGCUGUUUGCCAUCACACAGGGGGCUUUACCAGAUCACCCAAAGCUCGGAGGGUCUAAGAGGAGCUGGACUGAACAGAAAUGAGAUGUGAAUGAGCAACGAGUGUCCCAAACCUAUCAAUGCAAGGGGCUGUCAGGGAACGAAAUCGAACAAGCCUUCAUACUGCAAACAACUUUCUGUUUUCAUUCAUUUCACGGAGUUAUUUUUGUUUCAUGAAACCUCUGCUAAAACGUCGAUGGGUUCAUAAAAUGUUAUGUGAACUUCUCUACAACAGAUAUCUAGCUAUAUAACUGAUAGUGAAUAUAAUGAUCAUGUUGGACUUCUCUGGAGAAUUAUCGUAUGGAUGAAUUUUAGAGCAAUCAAGUUAUGAAAGUUUCUGAAUCUUUCUGUUUAAAUGUCUUCUAAUAAAAACUGGUGGUCA
Menidia menidia (Atlantic silverside) is the source of this 2574-nucleotide messenger RNA. Lineage: Eukaryota; Metazoa; Chordata; Actinopteri; Atheriniformes; Atherinopsidae. The record is from the annotation of a GenBank genome assembly.